UUGGAAAAUUUCUUACGGCUGGUUCUAUUGUCGCAUGUAUUGUUGCGCGUAGUUGUUUUGAGUGCGCCGCUCUUUUUUACACGGGCAUUUUUUUGUUUUGAACUUUCCCAUUGAGAAAAAACGAACCAAAACAAAAAAAACCAACACAACGCAGUUGUUUUUUCUAAAUGUGUGGUAAAUACAUUAGAAAAAACGCGAAUGAACUUAAAAAAGAACGACAAUAUUACAAAAAGUGCAAACCGCGUAUAUUGAUAACAGAAGACAACGCAAGUGCCUGUCUAGCGGAUUAUUGAAAACAACUUAGCUCUUUCAAGGUGAACUUGUCGCGCCUUCUGUUAACCCACCAACAUUUUGAAAAGUAAAUAGAAGACAAACAUUCAAUUCAUUUUGGAAACGAACAGUUGUAGAGAAAAUAUCUGGCUUCAGAACAAACACUAAAGCAAGGGUAUAAUUUGGUGAAAUUUGUGUUACAAAAAGUGCGGUCGCCGGUUUUAUACUAGCUCCGCACACUAUUGGUUUCAUUCGCAAACGUUUAAUAAAUCCAUCACUUUGCCGCGUGGACGUCGUUGUAAAUCCACCACCUCCGGUAAUAUGGCCACUACAGGAGGAGGAGGUGGGGCGGCAGCUACAAGUGUUGUAGUUCUGGAUCGUGGCAACAACACAACAUGUACAAUUAAUUUGCAUGGUGCUACCGUUGUAUCCUGGCGUGUAAAUAAUCAGGAGCAGCUGUUUGUGAGCAAAUUGGCCUCUUUUGACGGAAAGAAGGCGAUACGUGGGGGCAUACCGUUCGUAUUUCCCCAAUUCGGUCCAUGGUCAUUUGGAGCACAGCAUGGUUUUGCUCGUAUCACACGAUGGAAUUUAGAACGACCUCCCGAAAGACUGCAUAAUGGUGACGUAGAAGCCAUUUUUUCUUUAAUGGACAACGAAUUUACCCGAUCUAUGUGGAAUUAUCAAUUUCGUAUCACAUACCGUUUAAUAUUACGCGAAAAAGAACUACAUUUCCAUAUAGGAGUUUAUAAUCCUAGCAAAGAAUUAACAAUGACUUUUAAUUUACUGCUGCACACUUACCUCAAAGUUCCUGAUGUAAGACGCUGUCAAAUAACUGGUUUGCAUGGUUGCACAUUUAUGGACAAGACCCGCAACGAUGCCAUGUAUCAAGAAGGUCGCGAAGUAGUAACCGUCAAUGAAUGGACAGAUCGUAUUUAUCAACACACACCUCAGGAACAUAUUAUAACGAACGUUGUGUCGGGGCGCAAAAUGCGUAUACAUAAAUAUAAUUUUCCAGACACCGUCAUUUGGAAUCCAUGGAUUGAUAAAGCAAGGGAAAUUGGUGACUUUGGCGAUGAUGAAUUUCCUAACAUGUUAUGCGUCGAAGCUGGUCACGUUUCAUCGCCAGUUAUUCUUUUGCCAGGAACUGCUUUUGAAGCAAGCCAAAUUUUGCAGAUCAUCAUCGAGGGAAAUGUCAGCAGAAAAACUAAACGGAAUCGCUAACGUUUAAAGAAUCGGAACCCGCUAAGGUGAACCGAUUCGUAAAAAACAUAACAACUAAAAUUACAGUUAAACCUUCAGAAAUAAAAUGAAAGCAGUGAAAUUAUCAACAAGCAUAGAAAUUUAGCGGAAAUCAAAAUAUUCUUCCAUUUAGCAACUAAAUUACCAGCAAUAACAUUCACAUUAACCAUCAAAAUCAAAAUAAUUGUUCGAUUGACUUCGUAUAAAGCAAUAGCAAAAUAUAUUUCACAUAUUAGGUAUAUAUUUCUUAAGUUUUAUGUUGUAUAAAAUCGUAGAAUCCUGGAUUAAAAUAUUUGUGUAGAAAAAUUGCAUAGGAUAAAUAAACAUUACGUUUACUCAUCAGUACGAUAAAGUUGAACAUAUGCCGUUUGACAAUGAAACAACGAUAAGAAGCUGCAUUUUGCAUUUCCUGGUAAUAUGUAGUAAAUUAUUGAAAUGCAUUCUACAUAUUACACAAUUGUUCAACACAUUUUAGCAACAUAAAACAUAUAGGGCUUAAACUACUGUAGGUUGCCUUUAUAAAAUAUAUAUACUGUACAAUUUCAUUUAUCAUUAAAAAUAAUUAAACUAUUUUUACAAAGUAAAAUUAAAAUUAUGCUUUUUGUGUUGUGCUAAA
Musca domestica (house fly) is the source of this 2125-nucleotide messenger RNA. RefSeq lists its product as uncharacterized. Gene Ontology annotation, molecular function: carbohydrate binding; isomerase activity. Bases 592 to 1491 code for a protein of 299 amino acids. The transcript is spliced from 8 exons. Lineage: Eukaryota; Metazoa; Arthropoda; Insecta; Diptera; Muscidae. The record is from RefSeq and is a predicted model, not a curated record. Gene Ontology annotation, biological process: carbohydrate metabolic process.